ACACAUCUCCGCUAUGUUAUCAAUACUUCGCAAGGCACGCUUAAAAGACAAGGAGAUGCGAAUAUUAAUGCUGGGUCUUGACAACGCGGGUAAGACGACCAUCGUUAAACGGGUAAUGAACGAGGAUGUCACUACGGUCAGCCCAACCCUGGGCUUCAUCAUCAAAACUAUUGAUUUUAUGGGAUACAAACUCAACAUUUGGGAUGUUGGAGGACAAAAAACUCUCCGAUCCUAUUGGAAAAACUACUUUGAAAAGACCGACACGCUCGUCUGGGUUGUGGAUGCCACUGAUCGCCUUCGCGUGACCGAUUGUCGACAGGAGCUCGCGGGUCUGCUGCUUGAAGAGCGACUCAUGGGAGCCAGUUUGCUGGUCUUUCUGAACAAGACAGACGUGGAACAUUGCAUGGAUGAGCUGGAGGUUCGCGAGCGACUGGAUUUGGAUUCCAUCAAAACUCACAAGUGGACUAUCCUGCCCUGCAGUGCAAUGACCGGCACAAACUUGAAUGAAGGUUUAGAAUGGGUUGUACAAGAUGCCAAAGACCGGCUAUUCCUCUACUGACUCUGGUGUCAUCGUUAUGUUCAAGCCGGUGGACCAGUUCGAUUUGCAUUUGGCCUCUCUGGAUCUAAUUCACUCCGUGCUUGCAGUCCAACUCUACAACAUUUACAUCCGAUAGGCUGAAGUAUACGUGUCAGAUCACUGAACUUGUAUUCCGAGAAUGCAAGGCACAACAUGAUAUAUCAUUCCGCCUCUGCACCCCUGAACCCAGGAAAUAGGAGACAGCGAUGAAAAAACAGAGAACUAGCAAUAUAAAAGAGCAGAAACAUGAACAGAAAAGAACACAAAAAGAACAGAAAAAUCAACGUAGAAGCCGGGAGAAGACAUCACUGCGGGGCGAUCCACACGUAAACAAAC
This is a messenger RNA of Penicillium canescens, 913 nucleotides long. RefSeq lists its product as uncharacterized. Lineage: Eukaryota; Fungi; Ascomycota; Eurotiomycetes; Eurotiales; Aspergillaceae. Gene Ontology annotation, molecular function: GTPase activity; GTP binding. Gene Ontology annotation, biological process: protein folding. Gene Ontology annotation, cellular component: cytoplasm; microtubule cytoskeleton. The transcript is spliced from 6 exons. The record is from RefSeq and is a predicted model, not a curated record. Bases 14 to 559 code for a protein of 181 amino acids.